Macrosteles quadrilineatus (aster leafhopper) is the source of this 1440-nucleotide messenger RNA. Its product is annotated as gastrula zinc finger protein xLCGF3.1-like. Lineage: Eukaryota; Metazoa; Arthropoda; Insecta; Hemiptera; Cicadellidae. Gene Ontology annotation, molecular function: DNA-binding transcription factor activity, RNA polymerase II-specific; RNA polymerase II cis-regulatory region sequence-specific DNA binding. The transcript is spliced from 2 exons. The record is from RefSeq and is a predicted model, not a curated record. The coding region runs from base 197 to 1345 and encodes 382 amino acids. Gene Ontology annotation, biological process: regulation of transcription by RNA polymerase II.
GAAGAUGAAAGAAAAAGCAAAUAAUUAAAUAAUACAAAAAAACUACAUUUUAUUGAAUUUAUUCAUCAAAUCAGCGGGUAAAUAGAUUUGAGGAGGAGGUAGCAUUUGCAUAGCCUAUUCUGACUUAAAAAUUAUGGAGACAAUAAUGGACAAAAGGUUCCAUCAAGGAUAAAGAGUGAUUACAAGACAAACAAUAAUGGAGUCUGCUGAUGAACGUGAAAAUGCAGCAGGCGGAGUAAUAGAAAGCACCUCCAAAAAUCUUACUUCUCGAUCCGACUAUUCUUACUCUGACACUAAGGAAGAGUCUCCGAGUCAUUAUUGUAAGAUUUGUGAUAAGUGUUUCCUAAAUGAGGACCGCUUAAGUUCCCAUUUAUCAACCCACUUAGAACAUUAUCAGUGUUCAGAAAGUCUUCAAAACGUUAAACCAAAGAAAAAAUCCAGGAAAGGUAAGCUUACGACCAACAAAAAUACCUACCUCUGUGAGAUCUGCUCAGAAACAUUCGUCAGUAAAAAAAUGUUAACACUACAUUUAAGUACUCACACCAACGAUGAGAGUCCUCCUGAGUGCAGUUUUGAAUGCCUGACUUGCAACAAAACGUUUCUAUCCAAAGCAAUGGUGGAGAAGCACAUGGUAAUGCAUACAAGAGAAGUAUUUUUAUGUGAUUCGUGUCCAAAAACAUUUUCAAACAUGAAAUAUUUACAGUCACACUUGUCAACUCAUUCUGGUGAUAAUCUCUUUCUGUGUGAGAUAUGCUCUAAAACCUUCACAUCUGAUAGUCGUUUGAGGGCGCAUAUAGCAAGUCAUAAUGGCGAGCGACCUUUUAAAUGUAUGAUAUGCAGCAAAAGUUACGCCACCGAGAAAAGUUUAAAAGUACAUGUGAUGUCACACACGGGGGAGAGGCCUUUUAAGUGUACUGUGUGUGAAAAGUCAUUUACAUCCAAGGUAGUGUUAAAACAGCAUAUGCUCAUUCACACAGGUGAGCGAAAUCAUCAUUGUACGGAGUGUGGAAGGGCCUUUUUGAGAAGAGGAUUUUUGAAGUUACAUAUGAGAACACACACCGGGGAAAGACCUCAUACUUGUGAGGAAUGUGGAAAAUCCUUCACUCAAAUGCUAGUGUUGAAGGCACACAUUCUGACACAUACUGGUGAGAGGCCUUUUAAGUGCCAUUUGUGCCCGAAAACAACCACACAAAGGUCACACUUGAAAUCUCACAUGCUAACUCACACGGAUGAGCGACCCUGUGUAUGCCCGCAUUGUGAUAAAACUUUCAGACGAAGACCUGAAUUGAAAAGACAUUUGUUGAAACAUGUUAAGGCAGAAAAUGAUGAUUCGACACAGUCAUAGGACUAUAUGAGGAACAAACUUUAGUGUUGUUGGCUCGUAAAAAUCUAUAUUUAUGAAAGUUAUUAUUUUAAAUUAGUAAAUUAUUUCUUACUGUA